AUGUUCAAUAUUGAUUUAAACGAACAUAAUCCACGAAUACUCGGGCAGUUCUACUUUGAGCAACCGUUCAUUGGCAUUUCAGUGUCAUCUAUUACAAAAGUAGUUCCCGAUGGUUUUCUUAUCAAAGACAAGAGCAAACAAAGAUGGAUUUCAUUUCCAACUACGACACACCGGAUGGGCGACAAUGAGGCUAAUUGGCUUCACAAUCGAAUGAUGUCGAUUAGUGAACAGUAUAAAAACUAUUAUGAUCAAGAACAACGAAUUGCUCGUGAACAAGCCAGUAUUCAAGCACAAAAAGAAUUGGAAGCACACAGAUUAGAUGCUCUUAUCCAUGAGGAAGAAUUGUGGCAACAAAGGAAUUUUGGAAAUGAUCUUGAGCGAAUGUGGGAAGGAACAACAUCGGCAUCUCCUAGAUAUAUAGCAAAGUUUCGUGUAGCUCUUCAUCAUCAAGUAAACUCUGAUCAAACUGAACUCCUUGCCUCGUCAUGUAGUGUUUGCUUGGAUAUGCUCCAAAUUGGUGAAAUUUAUGAUCGUUGGCCAUGCCCUGGUCGACAUGUUUUCCAUGAAAAAUGUAUACUCGAUACAUUACGAAGAAAAAAUACUUGUCCAUUGUGUCGACAUCCGGUCGAACCAGCAGCUCCUUUUCUAUCAAGAGAUAUUGUUAUGCGGCUGAUACUACAAAGAUUAUUCACGAGAUUUACCAUUUAA
Rotaria sp. Silwood2 is the source of this 708-nucleotide messenger RNA. The record is from the annotation of a GenBank genome assembly. Lineage: Eukaryota; Metazoa; Rotifera; Eurotatoria; Philodinida; Philodinidae.